Molecule: messenger RNA, 2709 nt
Organism: Ustilago hordei
Lineage: Eukaryota; Fungi; Basidiomycota; Ustilaginomycetes; Ustilaginales; Ustilaginaceae
Exons: 1
Coding region: 1-2709 (902 amino acids)
Source: RefSeq, a predicted model, not a curated record
AUGACGACUACCGUUCCCCGUCUCUACCCAGCGGACGUGGUCCACCGCAAGCAAGGCAUAGUUGAAGAAGAGCAUAAGGUCGGAAUGGUGGCGCGAUGCUAUCAAGAUGAGAUCCAUGUCACCCCCAACACCUUCCCUCAAACCGGUCUGGACCGAGACCUUAAGGAAGACGAAUAUGGUGUACUCUGGUAUCCUUCGGGAGAGAGGGAGAUCGUCUCCUCCAACGACCUGAUCCUCAUCGACCGAGUCUUCUCCAUUGGCUCCACUUGUAAACGCUCGCUCUCAGAUGCCUGCUCUGGCGUAGUCGUUGGAACCAAAAACACGCUCAAACUGCAGCACCUCUUCAGCAGAGAAGAAAUCGAACAACCCGUUCCAGCCGAAGACGUCGUCAAGGGCAACUAUCUCAAUCACGGCGAUCUUGUCAUUGCUGACGAUUGGAUUGGUGAGAUCGAUGGCUUGGUCGAAGAAGCUCUCAUUGGUAACCCAGACAAUGACCGCUUGAUUCGUGUCUGUGAGAUGGGAGGCCGCCUCUUGUUGGGACGCAUCCCCAAGGAGCACAUGCGCGAGAGCGAGAUCGGCCUCAACCUCAUCCAGCUCGGCAUCAAGGAAGCAUCUGUUGUCGACAUCAAGCAGACGGUCCUAUACAUCAACUGGCUUUCCAUCAACCAGAAGCUCAGCCCAGAAGAGCAAGCCAAGCGACCUAAGCCACCAGCACUUUGGACCGAUUACAGCAAGUUGACUUUGGUCAAGGCUUUCUCGGAACGCAAUCACGAGAUCGGCGAUCGAGUCGUUUUUAAGACCAAGGAAUUCAAAGACAAGUACGGCGCCAAAACCACUUAUCAUGGAGGACCGCAGCGUCAUCCUGUCGACGUCAUGCUCACCGUCGGCACCAAGACCCAACUCGAAAUCUUGUGGCAGGAUGGAAGCCGUACUAAGGAGUGGGCAUCUGAUAUGGUGCCACAUGUCAACCUCGACGAACACGAGUCCUGGCCAGGCGACUGGAUCUACUGGAAGUCGGACGAGCACGGCAGCGUCCCUCGUGUUGUUCAGAGCAUGGACCCGGCAGAACGCACCGCUGAGCUGCGCAAACCCUUGUCCGAACUUGCAGAGAUCGAAUUGGUCCCAUCACUCGAGAUUGAUGUCCAGGGAGCCGAUCACAGCGUCUUCAGCUUGCACCGCGGCGACUCGGUCAUGAUCUCUGAACGACCCACUGGCUGGGCUGGUCCCUUCUUGACCACCGUUGGUGACCCCCGUCCGGACUAUACCGACAUGAAGAUGCAUGAAGACCUCAUGAACGCCGAGGUCAAUGUCGUUUCCAAGAACAGACGUCCCAACAACGUCGCAAGAUCCGGCGCAACAGCUACCGAUAUCGACUGGUACGGUACUGUCGAAGAGCUCUUGCUCGACGGAAGAUGUCUUGUUCGUCUUCCCUGCGGCAAGACUGUUGUUCAGGAGCUGGACAAGCUCCAGAUUCUUUCCGACUCGCAGUUCGGUAUGCACGAGCAUGCGCAUUUAGACGAGGACGAUCCGUGGAGCUUGGACCCGGACUAUGAGGGUGAGGAUAUGGAUGACGAGUAUGAUUCAGAGGAGGAUACGAUGUGGAUGGACCAGAAUGGCGAGGUUGCUGAUAACAACCUUGGUGACUGGGAGGAUAUGUCGGAUGGUGCACCUGAAGUAGCUGAGAUCCAUCUUGAUGAGCCAUCGAGUAUGGACACGGAUGCAGCUGCUGUUGAUGCUUCUGACGCACUCAAGGUCGCCCCCUCCACUACCAACGGAGAAGGAACGGCAGAGGCUAAGAAGGCAAUGGCAGCUAUCGACUCCGCUGCCGACCAAGAGCUUUCCGCACCCACCGAACUCGCCACAGCCAGCACCAAUAGCCAAUGGAACCAAUUCGCAGUCCUCGAAAGCGCUCCUACCUCCCACGCCUUCUACUCCAAGCCUCUCACCUCCCAGCCCAAUGCCACGUUCUUCAAGCGUCUACAGAAAGAGAUGAAGGCGCUACAGACGUCGCUCCCCGAAACCAUCCUCGUUCGGGCCUAUGAAGAUCGCAGUGACCUUCUCCGCGUGCUCAUCAUCGGGUCGGAAGGUACACCUUAUGAAAACGCGCCAUUUUUGCUCGAUUUUCAGCUGACUUCUGACUUCCCUAACAAGCCUCCCGUUGCGCACUUCCAUUCGUGGACCAACAGUCACGGCAGAGUCUCGCCGAAUCUGUACGAAGAUGGCAAGGUUUGUCUUUCUGUUUUAGGAACAUGGUCUGGUGUGGCGGAGGAGAACUGGACGCCGAGUAAGAGUUCCCUGCUCCAGGUGUUCGUCUCGAUUCAAGCACUGGUGUUGGUGCGGGAGCCGUACUUUACCGAACCAGCCUUCGAAAAGCUCAAAGGCAAAGAGGAGAGUAAGGUCAACUCAAAGCUGUACAACGAAAAGGCCUACAUUCUCUCGCGAGGAUUUGUCAAGAGAGCAUUGGAGAAUCCGCCAGAGGGAUUUGAGACCGAGUUGAAGCUAUUCUAUUACAAAGCGGGUAAUCUCAAAAAGGUGGUGGAUAGGGCCGAUAGGUUGGUUGCUUCUAGUGGCAGCGCAAGUAGUGGUGAUGAAGGCGAGCAAGGGAAGAUGGAUAUGGAGGAUGCAGUGCAGGGAUUGACAAAGGGAGGAGCGAUUAUGCUCGGUCGAACGUUGAAGACGUUGCAUUCGAUGCUGGAGAAGCGUGCUUAA